AUGAUAGAGAGGAAACCAAAUUAUAAUGAAAUUUUAUCGCCAAGAGAAAGCGAUUCUAAGCUUUAGAAAUGCUAGUCUUGUUAACGCCCUAGCAAUGAAAAAAUAAAAAAGGCCAAUUUGAAAGAAAGAGCACCAAGCCAUAACUCUAUUGCAAAUAAAGCUUUAUCUAAUUCCUAUUCUUAACGCUAUAAAAAUAAAUAGUCAGCUUAAAAUAAUUCUGUUAAAAAAAAAAAUGAUUAAUAAUAAGAUUAGCAUUCAUAAAAUUUAAAGCAGGCUUUACAAGCAGCAAAUUUAACAUAUGCUCACUUGAAAAAAAGGGAUAAAAUGUUUCCUAUUUAGAACUCUAGUUAAAAUGAAUAAAAAUCUUCUUGUAUAACUAAAACUGUUUAAAGUUAGAAUUAAAUAAAAUAAAAAGAUGGUAAAGCUUAAAGCCAAAAAAUAUCUUAAAAUUAGAUCAGCAAUGAAAAAAUAAAAGAUACAUAAAAUUUGAAGUUAAAUUCUUCUACUAAAGAUAGUAGGAACCUUAGCUUACAUGGAUACACGACACCAUAAAAUAAAAAUAAUUAAAUGCUAAUUUAUAAUAAAACUCUAUAUAAAAAUGAUGAGUCAUUUCCAACAAAAGAUGAGAUUAGCUAAAAAAUUGCAGACUUAGUCUUAAAAAAUAUUAAUUCAAAAUAAAAAUAUGAAUUGGUUUAAUAAUAUUCUGCACAUAAUCCUGUUAAAGAAAAAAAAGCUAACUAAUAAAUUGAAUUGGAAAAAGAAGUAUAGAUGCCGCUAGACUCUUCUUAAAAAAACCAGUUUAAAGAUUUAGUAAAAUAAAUAAAUAAUUAACUUAAUACCUUAAUGUCAGAUGAAAAUAUUAAAAUCCUAGAAAAAUCAAAAAAUUUUCACCUUAAUAUUCAAGAUAUUACUAAAACUGUUUCUUUUUAUCAUAUAAACUCUUCUAAGCUUAAUUCUGAGUAGAAUAUGCUUUCAUAAAGAGCUUCGAGCUCAUAAGAAAAAAUAUAGAUUUAAAAAUGUAAUACCAUUUAAAAUAAUAAAAAUAAUUAAGAGGAAGAUUCAAGAAUAAUUUUUAAUAAAUUGUUCACAUCAAUUGAUGAAAUUGAUACUGUAAAAAAUGCCACAAGCUUUGAUAAUAGAAGGAGAAGUGGUAGUAGUGGUUCCCCAAAAUUUAAUGAGAUGCGUAAAAAAAAAAAAUAAAUGAAAACAUCAAUCGAAAAAAAUAAAAAAUAGUCUGAACAACAGCAGUUCAAAUCUUAAAUACAUCAAAUUCAGAAAUUGCAAGAUCUUAUUGAACCAAAUACUAUAUGCAAAGAAAAACAGUACAUAAAUUCUUGUUUGACUCAAUAGGAUUCUAAAAGCAGUUCCAUGUAUCAAACAGCCUCAACGAAUAGAAAUUAAAAUACAGAUAUUGACUCAUAGUUCUAUAAUAAAAUAGAUCUUGAAACAUAAAUAAGUGAGAAUUCCCCAAAUUAUAAAAAAAUAAAUAACCAAUUUGUAUAAGAAAACUAAAAGCUCUAUAAUGGUGUUGAUAAUUAAAAAAAUGGUAAAUUUUAAAGUCUAACAUAUGAAAAAACCUAAAAUGUUUAAGAUUGUAAAUAAAGUUACUAAUAAAAUCAAAAAAAUUUAGUUACUUUAAAAUAAAAGUUAGAUGAGUAGGAAAAGUUGAAAAAAUCCUAAACUUUCUUUAAAAAAUCAGCUGAUACUAGUCUAAAAACACUAAAUACUGAAUAUAAUUAAAACUUUUUUAUAGCAGAAAUAUUAAAAAAAUCAUAGAGUUAUAGAAACUAGUCUAUCACCCAAUAAACAUAAAAAAAGUAGCUUCAUGACUAAGAUUAAAAAAAGACAGAAUAAAUUAUAAAAUAUUUGUAAUCUCCCACUCCUUCUAAAAAAAAUAUUUAUGAACAAAUUCAUAACACAAUAAUUAAGUAAAAAAUAUAAGAAGAUAGAGUUAAGAGAUAAAAUGUUAUAAAAUGA
Tetrahymena thermophila SB210 is the source of this 1977-nucleotide messenger RNA. RefSeq lists its product as hypothetical. The transcript is spliced from 7 exons. The record is from RefSeq and is a predicted model, not a curated record. NCBI's taxonomy places the organism in Eukaryota, Ciliophora, Oligohymenophorea, Hymenostomatida, Tetrahymenidae.